Messenger RNA from Colossoma macropomum (tambaqui), 1611 nucleotides. RefSeq names its product isocitrate dehydrogenase (NAD(+)) 3 catalytic subunit alpha (gene idh3a). The record is from RefSeq and is a predicted model, not a curated record. Gene Ontology annotation, biological process: isocitrate metabolic process; tricarboxylic acid cycle. Bases 104 to 1201 code for a protein of 365 amino acids. The transcript has 11 exons. Lineage: Eukaryota; Metazoa; Chordata; Actinopteri; Characiformes; Serrasalmidae. Gene Ontology annotation, molecular function: NAD binding; magnesium ion binding; isocitrate dehydrogenase (NAD+) activity. Gene Ontology annotation, cellular component: mitochondrion.
UGUGACUUGGCAACCCUGUGAGACUCUACAUGGUGAAGCGAAGGUUGAACGCGCUGGACAGCAGUGUAGAGCUGAGACGUCUGAAGCGGGACGAGCAGAGAGGAUGGCUGGUAACGCGUGGAGGUCAACGGUUUCCCGUGUCAUGGGCGCUGUGAAAAGCCAAACACAGCCUAGAACGUUUUCUAGAGGAAUGCAAACUGUAACAAUAAUUCCAGGAGAUGGAAUUGGUCCAGAGAUUUCCACUGCUGUAAUAAAGAUUUUUGAGGCUGCCAAAGUUCCUAUUCAGUGGGAGGAGCGAAAUGUUACAGCCAUCAAAGGACCUGGAGGAAAAUGGAUGAUCCCUCCUGAAGCCAAAGAAUCAAUGGACAAAAGCAAAAUAGGAUUAAAGGGACCUCUGAAGACCCCUAUUGCUGCUGGCCAUCCCUCCAUGAACUUGCUGCUUAGGAAGACCUUUGACCUGUAUGCCAAUGUGCGUCCAUGUGUGUCUAUUGAGGGUUAUAAGACCCCUUACACAGAUGUGGACCUCGUUACCAUCAGAGAAAACACUGAGGGAGAGUACAGUGGAAUCGAACACGUGAUUGUUGAUGGGGUCGUGCAGAGUAUCAAGUUGAUCACAGAAGAGGCCAGUCGGCGCAUUGCUGAGUAUGCCUUUGAGUAUGCCAGGAAUAACCAAAGAAACAGUGUAACAGCUGUUCACAAGGCCAAUAUCAUGCGCAUGUCCGAUGGCCUGUUCCUAAGGAAGUGCCGAGAGGUAGCAGAGAAUUACAAGGAUGUGAAAUUCACUGAGAUGUACCUGGAUACAGUGUGUCUGAAUAUGGUGCAGGAUCCCACUCAGUUUGAUGUGCUUGUCAUGCCCAACCUUUAUGGUGAUAUUUUGAGUGAUCUUUGUGCUGGUCUAAUUGGCGGGCUUGGAGUGACUCCUAGUGGUAACAUUGGAGCCAAUGGUGUUGCCAUAUUUGAAUCGGUACAUGGAACUGCUCCUGACAUUGCUGGUAUGGACCUAGCUAACCCUACUGCCCUGCUGCUGAGUGCUGUUAUGAUGCUGCGGCACAUGGGACUGCAUGGACAUGCCAAAAAGAUCGAGACUGCCUGCUUCGACACUAUCAGAGACAAGAAGGUCUUGACCAAAGACCUCGGUGGAAAUUCCAAGUGUUCAGAGUUCACAGCUGAGAUCUGUCGACGAGUACAGGAUCUGGACUGAGAACUAGCACUCAAUGUCAACAUUUGUCUGUGUUUGGGUUCCUGCCCAAACACACAAAAAGUUGUUUUCAACUUCUUACCAUUCUAAUAUCUGCGCACAAGUAUACUAUAAAUGUAAAUGUGUCUAUGAAAACAAAAUGUCUCAAAGGGUUGACUUGUUGAAUGUUUAUUUUUACUCCUCCAAAACACAAACAUCUUUAAAUUCUUGUCUUGUUGUAUUCAUGUGAGGCUUUUUCUGUCAAAAGGUAAUUGCAUAGCCUAAGAUAUCUCUUAUUUAUUGACUGGAAAUAUUCUCUGGUCCAGUAUAUUUUAUCAUAACUUUACAACUUUGUCAUUCAGUUAAUAGCAGGCAUAAUCUUGUUCAGUUUAAAAGAUGAAAAACAUUAAAGUUACUGAUAUUUUCAAUGUAAA